Molecule: messenger RNA, 1475 nt
Organism: Tauraco erythrolophus (red-crested turaco)
Lineage: Eukaryota; Metazoa; Chordata; Aves; Musophagiformes; Musophagidae
Source: RefSeq, a predicted model, not a curated record
UGACCGUGUUCUUAAGCACUUUGACUCCAAAAUUCUACUUUGCCCUUACAGUGACUUCGUCUUUUAUAUCAGGACUGAUAUUUGUGUUUGAGUGGUGGCAUUUCCGAAAAUACGGCACGUCUUUCAUUGAGCAAGUUUCUGUGAGUCAUUUGAGGCCCCUCAUUGGUGGUGCAGAAAACAGCCCUCCAGCACCAGCAGCGUUCUCGGCUGGAGAGAAUGAGGCAAGCAGGCAGAACAUGCCAGAGUGCAAAGUGUGGCGAAAUCCUCUCAAUCUUUUCAGAGGGGCAGAAUAUAGCAGGUACAUGUGGGUGACUGGGAAGGAGCCUCUUACCUACUAUGACAUGAACUUGUCUGCUCAAGACCAUCAGAACUUUUUCACAUGUGACACUGAUGCCCUUCGGCCUUCGGAUACAGUUAUGCAGAAAGCGUGGCGAGAGAGAAACCCUCAAGCCCGGAUUAAAGCAGCAUAUCAAGCUUUGGAGUUGAACAACGAUUGUGCCACAGCAUACGUCCUCCUGGCUGAGGAAGAAGCAACAACCAUUGUAGAUGCCGAGAAGUAUUUCAAGCAGGCUCUGAAAGCAGGAGAAAUGAUUUACAAAAAGUCCCAAAACUGCCAUUCCCAAAGUCCCCAGCAUGAAGCACAGCUGAGAAGAGACACCAAUGUAUUGGUAUAUGUGAAAAGGAGACUGGCUAUGUGUGCAAGGAAGCUUGGAAGAAUACGAGAAGCAGUAAAAAUGAUGAGAGACUUGAUGAAAGAGUUUCCACUUCUCAGCAUGCUGAAUAUUCAUGAAAACCUCCUGGAGGCACUCCUGGAGUUGCAGGCUUACGCAGAUGUCCAGGCAGUUUUAGCGAAGUAUGAUGAUAUCAGUCUUCCAAAAUCAGCAGCAAUAUGUUACACAGCAGCCCUGUUAAAAGCCAGAGCUGUUUCGGAAAGGUUCUCCCCAGAAACUGCCUCCAAAAGAGGGCUUAGUACAGCAGAAAUUAAUGCUGUGGAAGCAAUUCACAGAGCUGUGGAAUUUAACCCUCAUGUUCCAAAGUAUUUACUAGAAAUGAAGAGCUUAGUGCUACCUCCAGAGCAUAUUCUGAAGCGAGGGGACAGUGAGGCAGUAGCUUAUGCCUUUUUCCACCUCCAGCACUGGAAGAGGAUAGAAGGGGCUUUAAAUUUGCUACACUGUACAUGGGAAGGCACGUUUAGGAUGAUCCCGUACCCGUUAGAGAAAGGUCAUCUUUUCUAUCCCUAUCCGAGCUGCACAGAAACAGCAGACAGAGAACUGUUGCCAACAUUUCACGAGGUCUCCGUUUACCCACAGAAGGAACUUCCCUUUUUCAUCCAUUUCACAGCAGGCCUGUGUUCCUUCUCGGCAAUGCUCGCCCUCCUCACGCACCAGUUCCCUGAGCUGAUGGUCGUUUUUGCUAAAGCUGUGCUGCGGGUGCUGUGGCCAGUGAGUGCUCCCAGCGUCCUGGCCUCCGGCUGA